Molecule: messenger RNA, 777 nt
Organism: Medioppia subpectinata
Lineage: Eukaryota; Metazoa; Arthropoda; Arachnida; Sarcoptiformes; Oppiidae
Source: the annotation of a GenBank genome assembly
CGUUUGCGAGGAUCAGCGAAACUGCCGGACCUAUCGCUGCAUAUCGUUGACAUUAAUGGGGAGGACAUCAACGAAGUGUCUUUAGGGGACACACUUCGGGUUCAAGUGAGGAUGAGUGACGAAGCCACUUUUGGUAUUUUUGUACGCAAUCUGAUCGCAAAGGACGGGUUGGGCGGCACUAACAACUUGACACUCAUCGAUAACUCGGGAUGUCCGGUUGAGGCAAAAAUGAUGAGAGAAGUGCGGACUAUGAAUAAAGACAAGAAGUCGUUGGAGAGCUAUUUGGAAGCGUUUACUUUUACGGGCAGUCAGUUGUUGGAGAUCGAGGCCGAAGUGGAGACCUGUCUCGACAAGUGUCGACCCGUUCAGUGCAAAAUCAUUACCGGCAGAAGCGAUGACGAGUACGAAACGGUCACCUCCUAUGGUCGGCGCCGACGGAGCGCUCCCGUGGAGGACAUGGAUUUGGCCGAAAAGGGAGACAUAUUGACGCUAACAAUGCUCUCGAAACGGGUGUCCAUUAAGUCCAACACCGAAGUGACCAAAAUAGAGAUGCCGUCCAAACCAAUGAACGCUCCCUUCAGGAAAAGCAAGAGUUUGUUUUCAAGCGAAUCGCCGGCCUUUCGGGUAUCGCUCGAUGAGUACGGCUUCUAUUGCUUCGAACCGACGACUUUGGCCACACUAUCGGGCGUUACCCUAAUCUUUCAGGGCUUUAUGUUGGCCGCGGUCCUCAUUAUGGCCACUAGGCUUAAGGACUGUCCCAAAACUGUUCCCGUCCUC